GUAUAAUUUACUGGCGCUAGUAGCUUUUUCUUACUGUCGCGUGGCUUGCCGUCCAUACGGUUGGAUGCUCACUGGGUUCGAGUGUCGUUUUGCUACUACAGAACACUCUACAACGUUUGUAUAAUUAUUUCGAUAAAAAUUAUGUUUUAUACUAUAUGUAUAUUGAUAAAGUCACAAUUUCCAUAUAUGUACACUUAUAUACGUACAAACUUAUGUAUGCACAUACUAUGCGUGCACAAACAACAAAACAGCAGCAUCAGCAUGGAGGAAGUGACGUACAGAAAGGAUGUAGCUUAUCGCAUUGAGUUCCAAUUCAGAAAACAUUGCCUACAUUCCUCUCUCAAAUAAAUAUUUUUCCAUAUUAUUUUUUUGCCAUGCAUAUGUAUGUGCGCCAUUAACCAUUAAUUAAACUAAAAUUUUACUGCAUAGCUUUUUAAGUUACUGUAUUUUGUGUUUUAAGUGCUUGAGUGUGUAUUUACAAUUAAUAAAAAUUGAGGAAAAAACAUUAAAAUACUGCUCUCUUUUCAUCCUCAUUAACCAUUUUAAACAAUUACUAACCAAAUUUCAAUUCAUUUGUGUGAAAGUGCAAUUUAUUUAUUUUUGUAUGGAGAGUUCAAGUCGACUUUCUUAUGUAAGUGUGUCUCGAAGUAUGUGUUGCAUUGGUUUUAGCUUUGAUUUCAAAAAAUAUUUUAAAUCCAUAUCUAUUUCCUUAUGUGCCUCCACUUUAGAUUUGCCCGCAAAUGCCUUUUAUUUUCUCGCAUACGAGUAUAUACAAGAUAAGGCCAAAGAGCAGACUGGCAGCGAAAAGGUCAGCGUUGCGUCAACGAUUUUUGCUGGUGGCGCCGCUGGUAUAGCUUAUUGGUUGGUCGGUAUGCCAGCCGAUGUGCUUAAGAGCAGGCUACAAACGGCACCUGCCGGCACAUAUCCAAAAGGUGUGCGUAGCGUUUUCAAGGAUCUUAUGCGUACGGAUGGUCCUUUGGCGCUGUAUCGUGGUGUUACACCGAUUAUGUUGCGUGCCUUCCCAGCAAAUGCUGCCUGUUUCUUUGGCAUCGAAUUAGCCAAUGAUGCUUAUGAUGCGAUCGCUGCAUUAUUUUAACUAAAAAACUUUCGCUAAAAGACUAAUGAAUUUUUUUCUGAAGAACACCAAAAUCCCAACAGUGCACUUAUACAUAUAUUUACGAAGUCGCGAUAGUUUAUUUUUUUAUAAUAGAAAUUAUUUUAAUUAUAAGCGAUUAUUAUGUUCACAUUGUUAUUAUAGUAGCACUAGUAGAAAACUAAACUUUUUUAUGCCUAGAAAAUUAAAAAGAUGGGAAGAAAAUA
Messenger RNA from Rhagoletis pomonella (apple maggot), 1320 nucleotides. RefSeq names its product congested-like trachea protein. The coding region runs from base 605 to 1096 and encodes 163 amino acids. Gene Ontology annotation, biological process: carnitine transmembrane transport; mitochondrial transport. NCBI's taxonomy places the organism in Eukaryota, Metazoa, Arthropoda, Insecta, Diptera, Tephritidae. The transcript is spliced from 2 exons. Gene Ontology annotation, cellular component: mitochondrial envelope. The record is from RefSeq and is a predicted model, not a curated record. Gene Ontology annotation, molecular function: O-acyl-L-carnitine transmembrane transporter activity.